This is a messenger RNA of Capronia epimyces CBS 606.96, 1437 nucleotides long. RefSeq lists its product as uncharacterized. The transcript has 2 exons. Gene Ontology annotation, molecular function: 2-oxoglutarate-dependent dioxygenase activity. The record is from RefSeq and is a predicted model, not a curated record. Lineage: Eukaryota; Fungi; Ascomycota; Eurotiomycetes; Chaetothyriales; Herpotrichiellaceae. Bases 1 to 1437 code for a protein of 478 amino acids.
AUGACGACGACGACGACGACAACCUUGGACGAGUCAAAUCCAAAUUCAAAUCUAACCAGUGCAGCAGCUGUAUCGACACUCCUUCAAUUGAUAGAAGACUACCACGCCUUCAACCCCGGUGGCGUCGAGGUCGUCCCCUAUCCCACCGCGGUAGAGUUCAGCCAGCAAGUCAGUCGAGGGCGGCCGUGUGUGUACCGACUACAGUCUCUGCAGACACAACAAGAGACCGGCCUGAACUUGACACAACAAGAGACCAACCUGAAUUUGAAUUUGAAGCAACAAGCCGAGGCGAUCCUCGCAUGCCCUGCCUUCUCCUGGACCAAGGAGGAACUGUGUGAGAAGGUGAAGGGAGAUGUCGAAGUAGCCGUGACCCCGGACGGCCGGGCUGAUUCUCUCUAUCCAUACCGCCACCGUAAGUCGUCUGAAGACGAAGACGAUGACAAUACCGACCAGGAAGCAGAGGACGAGCACGGACAAGGACACGAAGAGGUCUUUGUCCAGCCCGCGACCAUUUCGAUGCCCCUUUCCUCACUCCUCGAGAAGAUCUGCCCGCCACAGCAGCCACCAGCACCACCAUCAUCAUCAACACCAAGCCCCGGAGAGCCUAAGCCCUACUCUCAACCCCUAUCGUCAGAAGAAGAGCCCUACUCUCACCCCCUUCCGUCAGAAGAGCAAGAGCCAGUAUACUAUCUACAAUCCCAAAACAGCAACCUGACCACCACAGCUCUCUCGGCUUUGCUUGCCGAUGUCCCGCCCCAGAUCCCCUUCGCCACGCCUGUUUUGGGCGAACCGGACGCCGUCAACAUCUGGAUGGGCAACGCUCUCUCCGUCACCAGCACCCAUCGUGACCCCUAUGAGAACCUCUAUCUCGUGCUGAGGGGCCGGAAGCACUUCACUCUCUGGGCGCCUUGUGAAGAGCUGUGUCUGCAUGCCAAAAAGGUUCGCACCGCCCAUCACGUUUAUGACUGCAGCAGCUCACCUCCCUCGUUCAAAAUCGUGCUGGACACGCCCUCGUCACCGUCACCGCUCUCAGAGGUUGGCCCCGACUCUGACUCUCAAUCCACCUCCGACUCUCAAUCCACCUCCGCCUCUCACUCUGACUCUCACUCCGACUCCGCCUCCGUCUCCGACCGCCGUAUCCCUUGGAUCCCUAUCGACCCGCUGCACUUGCCUCCGCCGGACAGACUGGCUUCGCGAUAUCCCUAUUAUCGCCAUUCGCACCCCCUCACCGUCACGGUAUCAGCAGGGGAGAUUUUAUAUCUGCCUGCUGGCUGGUUCCACCACGUCAGGCAGGAAUGUGGGGUCUGGAAAGACGGCCGGGUGGCGCCCUGUAUAGCGGUCAACUACUGGUUCGACAUGGACUAUGAAGGGGAGAAAUAUGUCAUGCGAGAGAUGUUGGGCCGGUUAGUGGCGGUGGCCAGGGGGGACAAGCAUUAG